Triplophysa dalaica is the source of this 1351-nucleotide messenger RNA. Its product is annotated as natural killer cell receptor 2B4-like. The record is from RefSeq and is a predicted model, not a curated record. Lineage: Eukaryota; Metazoa; Chordata; Actinopteri; Cypriniformes; Nemacheilidae. The coding region runs from base 191 to 1351 and encodes 386 amino acids. The transcript has 7 exons.
GCUAAUUUUCUUUACGAAAAUCAGGAAUAUUAUUAUGUGCUUUUAUAGUAGACCUAUUGCAUAGACUGAUCCACAGUCUGUCGAAGACAUUUAUUUUUCCAUCUUUCUUUUUGAUGAUCUUUCUCGGACUGUUUUUUCUUCAGUUGCUUCUCUUUUUGAUCUUUAGAUUAAAGAAGUGAAAACUAAUGGCAUGCUUUCGUUUCAUGAUGUUCUGAAGCUUUCUGAAGUGACCCUUAAAACAACCAGACAGCCUAAGUUACACCAUGUGCAGCAUAAACGUUUUGAAAAUAUGAUUUAUAAAUCGGUUUUAUGCGCUUUGUGCUUAUGGCUUGCACGUGGUGUGUUUGGUGUUGGUGCAGAUGAAGUGAAGUCAGUCUCAGUGAUGGAGGGAGAUUCUGUCACUCUACACACUGAUCUCACUCACAUACAGACAGAUAUACAGAUACUCUGGACUUUUAAACUAAACACUCGUUUGGCCGAAAUCAUUAAAAGGGAACAGAUGAACACUUUGUCCGUUAGUAAGGAUGUGAUAUUCAGAGAUCAUCUACAGAUGAACAAUCAGACUGGAUCUCUCACCAUCACAGACAUCAAAACUGAACACACUGGACUUUAUCAACUACAGAUCAUCAGUGACAAGAUCUCAUUCACAAGUUUUACUGUUAUUGUCCAUGCUCGUCUUCCUGUUCCUGUCAUCAUCAGAAACUCUUCUCAAUGUUCCUCAUCAUCAGAAAGAUCUUCAGUGUCAAAAUGUGUGUUGUUGUGUUCAGUGAUGAAUGUGACACAUGUGAGUCUCUCCUGGUACAAAGGAAACAGUUUAUUGUCCAGCAUCAGUGUGUCUGAUCUCAACAUCAGACUCUCGCUACCUCUGGAGGUGGAAUAUCAGGAUACAAACACAUACAGAUGUGUGGUGUCCAAUCCGGUCAGCAACCAGACUCAACAUCUUUACAUCAAUGUUUUCUGUAGGUCAUGUUCAGCACACAUGCAGAAUCCACAUUUGGUGGGAAUCUCGUUUUUUCUGGUAAUGGUGGUUCUGGUGACUGCAGCUGUGGGAGUAAUGUGGUUUCUUUGCAGGAAAUCUAGACACAUGACAGAUGUGGUUCAGACUCCUGAUGAGGAAGAGAUUCAUUAUGCAGAUACAACUUGUAAUGCACGCCAUAAUGAGACUUCAAAAGCAGAUGACAACACCGUGUACUCAAAUGUUACUCAAGAGUCGACAUCAUCCUCGUAUCAUCUACUCAACUCAAGCACUAUGUAUGUUAAUGAUGAGGGAUUCAAAGACAAACUACAGAUGGACAGUCUGACCGGAUCUCUCACCAUCACAAACAUCAGCGUGAAAAACACUGGACCUUAA